AAUGUAGUUUCUCUUUCAGUUGGAGGAGUUGUGGCUGGGAAAAGCACACAUACCUCGUCCAUCUCAAGUCCGGGGAAUAUCAAAGUUAGCUGCUUAUUCACUUUCUGUCUUGGAUGCCAAACGUUUGAAGGGUACAAGACCAAGGAGCCCUUGCUCUCUUCAUUUUAACACUAGCAAAAAACCCGCAUCAUGAAGGAUGACCUCUGCGAUCAUGUCUGGGAAUUCCGUUUUACAAAGGCAGCUCCUGAAUAUUGGCGGAAUCUGGAUCCUUCUUGGAUAGGUACAGGCCCUUCUAUGCGCCGUUACUUCCACACAAAUGGCUCCCAGACUGCGGACUCUGGUGACCAGGUGUGGGGUGGUCAUGAGUGCGCUUAUUCAAUUGUUACCAGUUUUGUGGAAGAGGGAAGGAUCAGGGAACAUUACGUGAGGAUAAAUAGAUGGCCCCGAAUGUCUGUGUCAAGGAAGCAGGACUGGAGCUGGGAGCUAGCCAACCACUUGUACUGUUACUCAAGUAUUCCUGAUGCUGAUAAGAAGGGUGGCAGUGGACCAUUGUUUCCAGUGUGUAAUCAGUGAAGAUGCUGUUGAUGAAGUGGAUGGGUUAAAUGAAAUUCUUCGAAAGGUGAAGGAAAAUCCAUGAAGGGAGCAGAGACCACAGAGGCACAGAUCGGCUUCAAAGGUAUAAAGAUCUCCCAAAAUGGUGGUGAUUGAUUUCAGCAUGGACAAAGGAUAUUUAGAUUUCAGAGAUCACCAAACUGGUUGCAUGAGUGAAUCGCUUUUGACCCAUCUUGCACAAUUCUAUUGUCCAUGGCAACAGUAGCUCUACAUAACUUGGUUGGAGAUAAAGAACCGUUGCAGAUACCAACUGUUGGUGCAAAUUUGGAAAUUGAGGAAUAUCAAAUACAGAAUGGGAUGCAGUCAAGAUUUCUCCUGGAGUCUACCCCAUACCAACUUUAUAUCCGUAUACUUGCUUCGGAAGAAUGAAUUAGUGAUAGUAAAACCCUGUUGGUGGUUCAACACUUGGGAGUGUGGGCAUGCAUCAACAACCGGGAUACUUUGCAUCACUACACCAGAAAGGGUGCUUCAGUAUGGAUGCAAUUUUUUGGACAGUUGUAUUUGCUAUGAAGAAAUCCUGAAAAGAGUGUUUUCCGUGAUUCUUUAUUCAGUGUAUCCCUUGGCAUCCACAGAGAAGCCGGGUGUCUCUCGCUCUCCCUCUCCAUGGCAUUGCUCUUCUUUGAAUGAUAAGGAACACAGAAACAUACUUGUGCUCUAAAAUAACUGCAGUGGCAUUUCAGGUCUGUGCUCAAUAACAUCCUCUGCAGGCAAAUUACAAAUCCGCAGGUCCAUCCAAUACCAUAGUUGUAAAAAUGAUGUCUGAUUUUGGAUAGACACACAUUCUCCUUUUCUUAAAGCUUCAUAGAAAUUCAUGGUUUGUAAAUAUGGUCCAUUUAGUUUCAUCUAGUACAGUAUGUUCCUUUUCUGCUA
Macadamia integrifolia is the source of this 1482-nucleotide messenger RNA. RefSeq lists its product as uncharacterized. The coding region runs from base 190 to 573 and encodes 127 amino acids. The record is from RefSeq and is a predicted model, not a curated record. Lineage: Eukaryota; Viridiplantae; Streptophyta; Magnoliopsida; Proteales; Proteaceae. The transcript has 5 exons.